AUGGCCAAUCAAACGGAGCAAGACACCGUUACCGUUCUAGAGGCCAAGGUGUGGUCAACGAUGCCCGCCCAGUUUCGACACAGUGGCAGGACAUCUGAUCACUCGAUCAACCAGAAACUCGGUCGACUCCUCGACUCAUUCAUCGAGGGCCCAGUGUUCGUACCAGGAAUGGCCCGUUUAUUCCUUGCAGACAUUCCCUAUGGACGGAUCUUUUCGAUUGACACGAAUACCCGCGAAUGGUCCCUGGUAAUCGAAUAUGACGGCGAACCAACGGGGCUUGCCUGGCAUCCGUCAAAUCAAAAGAUAGUCAUCGCCGAUUUCAAGCAAGGCAUUUUGGAACUGGACGUCCAUAGUGGCGAAUUAAAACCCCUGGCGGCGAGAUACCACGGUGAGCGAUUCAAGGGACCAAAUGACUUGGUUAUAGCGGCAGAUGGUAGCAUCUUCUUCACCGACCAAGGCAUGACAGGUCUUCAUGACCCCACGGGACAUGUGUAUCGAUUGAGUCUAGAAGGCCAUCUGGACUUGAUUAUAUCGAAUGGUCCAUCACCAAACGGUCUGGUCUUUAAUCUCAAUGAAACCGCGCUGUUCGUCGCAAUGACCAGAGAUAACUCUAUUUGGCAUGUACCCUUCCAUCCCGACGGCUCUGUUCAACGUGUCGGGCGAUUUGCGAGCUACUACGGUAUCGGGGGACCUGAUGGGCUGGCACUAGAUUCUGAGGGGAAUCUGUUCGUGGCGCAUUCGACUCUUGGCAAGAUCUUUUAG
Molecule: messenger RNA, 762 nt
Organism: Penicillium daleae
Lineage: Eukaryota; Fungi; Ascomycota; Eurotiomycetes; Eurotiales; Aspergillaceae
Product: SMP-30/gluconolactonase/LRE family protein
Exons: 1
Coding region: 1-762 (253 amino acids)
Source: RefSeq, a predicted model, not a curated record